This is a messenger RNA of Drosophila novamexicana, 1002 nucleotides long. RefSeq lists its product as uncharacterized. The record is from RefSeq and is a predicted model, not a curated record. The coding region runs from base 43 to 828 and encodes 261 amino acids. The transcript has 2 exons. Lineage: Eukaryota; Metazoa; Arthropoda; Insecta; Diptera; Drosophilidae.
AUUUGCCAUUUGGCUUGAGGACAAUCAAAUUAAUUAAAUAAUAUGUCCGCGGAUAAUGUGCCAUUGUUAUCCAUGAAUGUGCCGGCUGCGGUGCAAUUUGGUGCCAGCAAGAACUUCCAGACACACACGGAGCAGCAAGAGCUGGACAGCGCAUUUCUCGGCUACGAGAGACGCCCGUGGAUGCAGGCAAAGGCAAAGCCAAAUCCGCACAGGGAGCGCGAGGCCAUAACGGCGCUGCUGUCCACAUCGAAGGACAGUGUCGACAAACUGCUCGAGGAGAACAUUAGUUACCGCGACUUGGCUUCACUGACGGACGAAGAUCUGAAGCUGUUCGGAUUUGCAGCGCAAGUGGAACGCAGUAAAUUCCUUAAAAUGUUUGCGCUGUUGCCCAACCAAGAUCCCAGCUAUGAGUACAUUUGCAACCAAAACGCAGCGCAGAGCUACAACAAUCAGAUCAUUGCCAAUGCAUCCAAUCACAUCAUGUACCUGCGCUCCUCCCUGGCCGCCACCAACUACAAGCUGCAGGUGCUGCCGCCCGAGGACGUGGUCGUGGGCGAUAAGCGCUAUGCCAGCCGCUUUGCGCUGGAGGCCCUGAACAGCGUGCAAGCGAUCUCGGACGAGCUGAGCAAGGAUUUGCGUAAGCUGGAGCAGCUGGCCAGCGAUGCCAAUCGCAAGAGCGAGGAGGCCAGUUCCACGCCGGCAAAAGAGCGAAAUGUCAAGAUAUUGUACUACACGGCCAUUGCGCUGGGCACGGCUUGUGCUUGGUUUUGGUGGUGGUCGAAGCGCAGCAACAGUCCAACUCUCGAGAAUAUUUCAGUUAAAAUCUAAAACAUUCCUUAACCCUAUUUACUAUUUUUUGUAUUUGCAGCAAAUUCUGCGCGUAAAAUUACUAGACUAUAAGCACAUUACAUUUGAAAAAAAACAAAAACAUUUCCACUCUUAAACGUAAUCUCUAAGACUUCGAAUAUAUAUGCUUCCUUUGACAAGCAUGCACUUUGAAAU